Molecule: messenger RNA, 1835 nt
Organism: Penaeus vannamei (Pacific white shrimp)
Lineage: Eukaryota; Metazoa; Arthropoda; Malacostraca; Decapoda; Penaeidae
Product: 3-oxoacyl-[acyl-carrier-protein] synthase, mitochondrial
Biological process (GO): fatty acid biosynthetic process
Cellular component (GO): mitochondrion
Molecular function (GO): 3-oxoacyl-[acyl-carrier-protein] synthase activity
Source: RefSeq, a predicted model, not a curated record
UAUAUCUACUGCACCGAUAACUUAUCAAACAAAACAAAAUUGUAAUCUCGCAACAACAACGUCUCAAGAACACCAUAAUAAUAUGAAAAAUAGCGAGAAAAUGCCAAAUUAUAUACGCUAAAGAUCAAGAAUCGCAUCAGUGUUUAAGCGACCAAAAAGGUAAACAAACAGACGACAGUAACGAGCUUGCAACAUUACCGUACUUACGUAAGGAGGAAGAUGAACUGUGCAAGGCGUGUGGUUGUAACAGGAUUAGGGUUGGUGACACCUCUUGGAGUGGGUGCACCCACUACUUGGUUACAGCUCACUGCAGGAAAAGUGGGCACGGCAGCACUUACAGAUCCUCGGUUUUCACAGAUGCCAUGUCGUGUAGCAGCAGCUGUACCUCGUGGGAAGGAAGAGGGACAGCUUGACCUCUCCAAACACUUCAGUCCUAGUGACCUACGAACAAUGACACCUGCUAUUGCGUAUGCCUUGGUUGCGGCUCAGGAAGCUAUAGAAAAUGCAGACUGGAAACCAGAGUGUCCCACGGAACAAGAGAGAACAGGUGUGGCUGUGGGUAUGGGUAUGGUUGACCUUGAUGAUGUCCUCACAACUGGUCAAGCUCUUCAGCAAAAAUACAGCAAAGUCAGCCCAUAUUUUGUUCCUAGAAUAUUGACCAACAUGGCCGCUGGACAGAUUAGCAUGAAGUAUUCAUUUCAAGGCCCAAACCACAGUGUGUCCACAGCGUGUGCCACAGGAGCUCAUGCAAUUGGAGAUGCAUUUCGUUUCAUAAAGCAUGGAAGUGCAGAUGUAAUGGUAUGUGGUGGCACAGAGGCGAGUAUUACCCCUUUAGGCAUUGCUGGAUUUUGUCGACUGAGAGCUCUUGCCACAAAUUUUAAUGAUGACCCUGAAAGAGCUUCACGACCAUUUGAUGUCAAGCGUGAGGGGUUUGUCAUGGGGGAAGGGGCAGGCAUUUUAGUCCUUGAAGAACUGGAACAUGCUCUAAAGAGAAAUGCGAACAUUUAUGGGGAAAUUUUAGGGUAUGGACUCUCAGGUGAUGCAUACCACUAUACUGCACCAAGAGAAGAUGGAAAAGGUGCCAUGAGAGCCAUGAAGAUGGCCAUUGAGGAAGCACAAGUGAGCAUAGAGGAUGUCCGUUACAUAAAUGCACAUGCUACAUCAACACCCCUCGGAGAUGCUAUUGAAGUCACUGCCAUUAAAUCCCUUUUCGAAGAACAUGCAGAAAAUCUUCACAUAUCCUCGACAAAGGGAGCAAUGGGUCACUUACUUGGUGCGGCAGGAGCUGUCGAAGCCAUCCUCACCAUUCUAGCUUGCCAUGCAGGUUACAUUCCUCCCACGGCAAAUCUCGAGGAUCCAUCACCGGGCUUAGACUUGGACUUCGUUCCGCUUGAGUCCAAAGCCUGGCUCCAGAUGGCGGACAGAAGAAUAGCCCUAACAAAUUCCUUUGGUUUUGGGGGAACAAAUGCCACACUGUGUGUAGCGUCCUGUUAUUAAAUUAUUGGUGGGUUUCUUAGGAUUAUUAUUUUAUGGCAAAAUAGACUUUUAGAGCUUCUUGACCAAAAGAAAUGUGUUUUGUUAUGAUUUGUUCUCAUGUUCAGAUAACCCUGUAGUGUAUACUGUUGAAUAUAUUUAUAUAUAUAGUUUUUGUAAAUUUGUAAAAGGAUUUUUUAAUAUCUAAAUGUAUGUCAUUGAAACUAUUAUUUUUUUGAGUGAAAAAGUCAUGAUAAUUAUGUUCAGCAAACUUUAGCAAAUCAAAUUGGCUGAUCUGUAUGAUAUUCACUGAUGUAUAUGAAAUUAUCGUCAAAUUAUAAAUAUGGACUUUUUCCUGUGUA